Molecule: messenger RNA, 2263 nt
Organism: Danaus plexippus (monarch butterfly)
Lineage: Eukaryota; Metazoa; Arthropoda; Insecta; Lepidoptera; Nymphalidae
Gene: fz4
Product: frizzled-4
Exons: 3
Coding region: 134-1852 (572 amino acids)
Biological process (GO): canonical Wnt signaling pathway; non-canonical Wnt signaling pathway
Cellular component (GO): plasma membrane
Molecular function (GO): Wnt receptor activity; Wnt-protein binding
Source: RefSeq, a predicted model, not a curated record
CUGAAGUCGAAGUCCUUCACAACGUCGUAAGACGCGAGCGGUGUAGUACGUAUGUCUCGUCGUGUUUAGCGCGCGCGAAAACAUGAUCGAUGCAAAACAAUGAAAUCUUUAUUGUGAUAUCAUUUAAAUCAAGAUGAGGUGCUUCGUUGUGUUAUUUUUAUCUGUGACCCUCGCGUUCGAGACCGCAGCGGAGGCGUAUGUCAGGACAUGUGAACCCAUUAAAGUAGCUAUGUGUAAGAACAUUGGAUAUAACCAGACUGGAAUGCCGAAUUUGGCUCGGCAUACCCUACAAGCUGAUGCCGAUGUGACUCUUCAGACAUUCAGCCCGCUAGUUCAGUACGGGUGUUCAUCACAGUUGCAUUUGUUUUUAUGUGCGGUUUAUGUUCCAAUGUGUACGGAUAAAGUCGCUUUACCAAUCGGGCCGUGCCGGGGUCUAUGCGAGAGUGUUUACACAAGGUGUUAUCCAGUAUUACGGGGUUUCGGUUUCCAAUGGCCGGCUGAAUUAGAUUGUUCACUCUUCCCGGCUGAAAAUAAUCAUGAGCACAUGUGCAUGGAGGGUCCAGGGGAGCGAGCUCCGCCCAUUGGAAAUAUUCCGUUGGAUGCAACAAAUGCUGGUAGAGGCGCCUGUCGAAGACUUUUGAAGCCGAAUAAUUGGGUAUAUGUUCGAGGUUCCGCUCGUUGUGCACAAUUCUGCGAUGCAGAAGUUUUGUGGGAUGCAGGAGAAAGGAAAGCCGCUGAAGUGUGGCUUGCGACAUGGGCGGCACUUAGCUUCGCUUGCACACUGGCAGCGGUUGGAGCUCAAUUGGCUUGUGGAGAUCGUGGUGGUGCUGGAGAAAGAGCCCUUGUGUUGGUAGCGCUGUGCCGUUGUGCUGCUGCUGCUGGUUGGGGGGUUCGUGCUGCAGCUGGGAGAACUGCCGCUGGUUGUGCCAAGGAUUCUACAUCGCCUACUCGAAUGCUGCUUGCCCACGACGGACUGGCAAAUCCUAAUUGCGCUGUCGUGUUUCUGUUGCUGUAUUAUUUUGGCUUAGCAGCAUCUGUUUGGUGGGUCGUAGCGGCGGGGGCUUGGCGCGCGAGUGUAUUACGUCCACCAACGACCCCAGCCUCCAGGAAUGACCGUCAUUCUUCCCUACUCCAGCUAGCAGCGUGGGGUGUGCCUGCGGCACUAGCGGCAGCAGUACUUGUUACAAGGGAUGUCGACGCUGAUGAAUUAACAGGUACUUGCUUUGUCGGGAACCAGUCUAGUAAAUCGUUACUGGCGUUGGUGAUCAUCCCAGAAGCGAUAUGCUUGUUGCUAGGCAGCGUUUUUCUUGCUUCUGGGCUGCGAUCGGUUCUUCGUCGUCCGGUUCCUAUCCCCGCUCCGACAGCAUUGCUAAAUUCGCCCGCACCAGCUCAUCAAGAUCAGAGUUUGUUGAGACUAGGGGCGUUCGCCGCACUUUACGCUGUACCGUCAGCGUGCAUCUUAGCGACGUGGAUAUAUGAAUAUAUUUUAAGAGAGGAUUGGCUGUCCGCGCCAGUUCCUUCAAGCGAACCGUCGACGCAGCCGCAACCAGCUCUCUGGGUGUUCCUGUUCCGAAUAUUCGCAACCCAAGUGCUUGGAGUGAUGGUCGCUAUAUGGAUAGCGACGCCACGCUUAAAGGCUUUAUGGCGAAGGAUAUCUGGUCCGAGGAAGCCAGCGCUGUCCAAAUGCGCCACGGGCCCCACUCCGGCCCCUCUAACACUGCAGUGCUACGCCACACAUUCUCAUUCUUUGACCCGGCAUCCGCAAAAAUACGCCACAUACAGACCACCGCAACAACAGUCUUACAGAAAGCCGCGGCACUACCACUACUCGGCCGGGGAGACUAUUCUAUGACUGAUACCCUAUUUAACACUGAGCUAAGACUGCCGAGGCUCGCCUCUCCUGCAUCGUUGGUGUGUAAUAAAGACAUUGUGUAAUACGAGUGCCAUUAUGUAAAUUAAUCGAAUCUAUUUAUAGGAUGAGAAAAAUUGUAUUUUUUUAUAGAUGUAUAAUUUAAUUGACCGUGAGAUAUAUGUAUUGUACAAAACAAUAAUUAUAGUAGUUCAUGAAUAUAAAACCAUACACAAUCCUGCAUUGUGUACGGAGGUCCUGUUGCUAUGGUCAUGUCCUUAAACACUAAGCUUUUGUUCAUUUACAACACUCUUCUUGAUGUUAUUUAUAUUGAGAACAUUUUGACAUUGACGGCUUUUUUUUUUCACAAGUAAUUUAAUCAUUUUUAUUGAACAUAAACAAGUUUAUUAAUAA